This is a messenger RNA of Lottia gigantea (owl limpet), 456 nucleotides long. RefSeq lists its product as hypothetical. The record is from RefSeq and is a predicted model, not a curated record. The transcript has a single exon. Lineage: Eukaryota; Metazoa; Mollusca; Gastropoda; Lottiidae. Gene Ontology annotation, cellular component: cytoplasm; nucleus. The annotation marks the transcript as partial. Gene Ontology annotation, molecular function: ubiquitin protein ligase binding; protein tag activity. Gene Ontology annotation, biological process: modification-dependent protein catabolic process; protein ubiquitination.
AUGCAGAUCUUUGUCAAGACCCUCACUGGAAAGACCAUCACCCUCGAAGUAGAACCAGCUGAUACCAUUGAAAAUGUAAAAGCUAAGAUCCAAGAUAAGGAAGGUAUUCCCCCAGAUCAGCAACGUCUUAUCUUUGCUGGUAAACAACUAGAAGAUGGCAGAACCCUCUCUGAUUACAACAUUCAGAAAGAAUCAACACUCCAUCUUGUACUUCGAUUGAGAGGAGGUAUGCAGAUCUUUGUCAAGACCCUCACUGGAAAGACCAUCACCCUCGAAGUAGAACCAGCUGACACCAUUGAAAAUGUAAAAGCUAAGAUCCAAGAUAAGGAAGGAAUUCCCCCAGAUCAGCAACGUCUUAUCUUUGCUGGUAAACAACUAGAAGAUGGCAGAACCCUCUCUGAUUACAACAUUCAGAAAGAAUCAACUCUCCAUCUUGUACUUCGAUUGAGAGGAGGU